AAGGAGAAAUGUGUCUGAAGCGGCGAAUGAAUGGGUAAUGUGGAAAGAUCUAAAAACAUUAAAGCAAUCAUUGGAUCUUUUCGUAGAUUGUGGGCGUCAUCAAGAAAUCGAAAGUAUCGCUAAGUGAAAGCUAGCGCUCGAGGCACCUGAACGUCUGCCGCUCACAGUACUGCGAUCUCUUUGUCUGAAAUUAACGAGCAUUUCAUUAUGUCCAAAACUAAUUUACUGAAGAUAAACUCUGAUAAUGCAGUGAGGAUAGAAAACUACCGCAAGUCACUAUAUAAGCAGGCAGAACAGCUGUUCUCCGAUCACAUACCUCUGAAGAUCUCACAGCUUGACAACCUGCUGAAGGGGGAUGACUUAAGUAUCACUGACCUCUCAUCUCUCCAUGCACCCCUUGACAUUCCCAUUCCUGACCCCCCUGCUCCAGAAGAUGAGGAGAUGGAGACAGAUAAAAAUGAAGAUGAUGAGAAAAAGAAGAAAGCUCCCAAGUGUGGCUUCAUCAAAGGAAAUGAGAGGAUUGUGAAGUUGCUGGAUAUUGUAAAACCAGAGAUAAUGGCUUUGAAGGAGACCUGCAUCACUGUUUCUUGCUGGAUUUAUCAUCUAAUUCCAAAAAUAGAGGACGGAAAUGAUUUUGGAGUUGCAAUUCAGGAAAAGAUCCUUGAGAGAAUUACUGCUGUGAAGACCAAGGUGGAGGGUUUUCAGACCAACAUUAACAAGUACUUCUCAGAGAGAGGUGAUGCAGUGGCAAAAGCUUCCAAAGACACACACGUGAUGGAUUAUCGCUCUCUGGUGCACGAGAAGGAUGAAGCGGCAUAUUCUGAGAUUAGAGUGAUUAUGCUUGAUAUACGUGGUUUUUAUGCUGAACUCUAUGAUGUCAUCAGCAAGAACCUGGAGAAAGUGACGAAUCCUAAAGGAGAAGAGAAGCCCUCCAUGUACUGAGACAGAUGCUUACUGGGACCAGUGCAGUUCUACAGCUAGACCUGUUUUCAGAAUUUCUAAUUUCUUCAGAUGAUUUCUGACACUCUACAGAUACAUCUUUUAAAUAGUUUGUUAGUAAGCUUGUUAAAUCAGUCAUAAACCUACAGUGUGUUGUGGUACAAAUUAUGAGUUCAUGUAAAUCUACAUGGACAUUUAUUUCAACAUAUACAAAAUAAAUCAGGAAAAUUCACAAAUGUGACGCAUUCUUAAUGCAAAAAACCACAUUAAAACCAUAAAUAAUGACUUC
This is a messenger RNA of Carassius auratus (goldfish), 1228 nucleotides long. Its product is annotated as proteasome activator complex subunit 2-like. Gene Ontology annotation, molecular function: endopeptidase activator activity. Gene Ontology annotation, cellular component: nucleoplasm; proteasome activator complex; cytoplasm. Gene Ontology annotation, biological process: regulation of G1/S transition of mitotic cell cycle; regulation of proteasomal protein catabolic process; positive regulation of endopeptidase activity. Lineage: Eukaryota; Metazoa; Chordata; Actinopteri; Cypriniformes; Cyprinidae. Bases 208 to 942 code for a protein of 244 amino acids. The transcript is spliced from 11 exons. The record is from RefSeq and is a predicted model, not a curated record.